AAGCUACACUUGAGAAAAGAAUGGACCUGCUACUCCUGCCUUCACUGCACCCAUUUAACCCCUUCACCUUCCUCUCACUUUCCCCUCACAACACAAUUCUCCUUCUCUUCUCUUCUUCUUAUCCCUCCUCUUUCUUUCUUCUCCAUUCCAUCCAUUCUUUCAUUUUCCAUCUCAAUUCCAAUGAAGUUCAUUAACCCUAAAAGCCUCUCUCCCAAACGCCUUUUCCGUUCCAAGAAAGAAAAAUCCUCCGUAUCAAGAUCCGACCCGCUUUCCUUCGGGUCAGCCUCUUCCUCUGAUGAUUCCACUCAUAAAGCCGUCACCGGAGGCUCUCAAACACCUACCAGCGUCCUCCCCGAAGCGUCAUCCAGCUCGUGGUCCGAUGUCACCGUUGAAGUCCAAUGGGAGCUCGCACAAGCCUUUCAGUUAAUCGACCGCGACAACGACGGAGUCGUUUCGCGGCAAGAGCUUGAAUCCGUUCUCACGCGCCUUGGUGCUCGGCCGCCGAGCUCUGAGGAAAUCGAGAUGAUGAUAAGCGAAGUUGAUAGCGAUGGUAGAGGAUGCAUAAGCGUGGAAUCGAUCAUGAACCGGAUUGGAUCCGGUUCGGUUAGCUCGAACCCGAACCCGGAGGAGGAACUGAGGGAAGCGUUUGAGGUGUUUGAUACGGAUCGGGAUGGGAGAAUCUCGGCGGAGGAGUUGUUGAGGGUUUUUAGAGCGAUUGGGGAUGAACGGUGCACGUUAGAGGAGUGCAGGCGUAUGAUAGCGGGGGUUGAUAAAAACAGAGACGGGUUUGUCUGUUUCGAGGAGUUUUCGUGUAUGAUGGAGAUGCAGCGGUGAUGACGACGAUGGUGAUGAUGGUGAUUGUGAUUGUGAUGUUAUCUGAUGAAGAUGAUACCAUGUGAUCAUCAUGAUCAUGAUAUGCAUAAUAACAACGGUAUAAUAUAAAUAUAUUAUUAAAUGAAAAAAAAAAAGAGACAAUUUCUUUGAUUAUCUAUGCUGUUCUUCUUAGUCUGUUUUUUUUGUUGUAAAUUUUUUUAUUGCAGUAAACUAGCUUUUUGGUCUUAAAAUUGUAAGAUUAUGAAAAGUUGGGAAUUAAAUAUAAGAAAUAUUAAAUUGUUCUUUAAA
Vicia villosa (hairy vetch) is the source of this 1122-nucleotide messenger RNA. RefSeq names its product probable calcium-binding protein CML36. The transcript has a single exon. Bases 181 to 834 code for a protein of 217 amino acids. Gene Ontology annotation, molecular function: calcium ion binding. Lineage: Eukaryota; Viridiplantae; Streptophyta; Magnoliopsida; Fabales; Fabaceae. The record is from RefSeq and is a predicted model, not a curated record.